Messenger RNA from Propithecus coquereli (Coquerel's sifaka), 1022 nucleotides. It is a transcript of the gene CMTM2, whose product is annotated as CKLF-like MARVEL transmembrane domain containing 2. Gene Ontology annotation, cellular component: membrane. The record is from RefSeq and is a predicted model, not a curated record. NCBI's taxonomy places the organism in Eukaryota, Metazoa, Chordata, Mammalia, Primates, Indriidae. Bases 12 to 1022 code for a protein of 336 amino acids. The transcript is spliced from 4 exons.
CCCACGAAGCGAUGGCGGAAAAACGCAAGGGCAAGGCCGCGGCUGCGCCUGCGCCUCCACCUCCGCCUCCGCCUCCACCUCCAGCCGCAGUGGCCAAACCCCCGGAAAAGAAGGAGGGUGAGGGCCAGGCUGAUGAAGAUAAAGAAAAGGAACCAAAAAAGAAGUCAGUGCAGCCCAAGCAUGAAGUAGGCACAAGGAAGGGAUGUCGUCGCUACUGGUGGGAGUUCAAGGACAGCAAUAAAGAGUUCUGGGUCAUGGGGCACGCCGAGGUCAAGAUUCUGAGUUUGGGCUGCCUGAUAGCGUCGCUGGUAGUGUUGUCUUCAAUGCCGGUCCACCCCAUCUUGCCGCUCUUAAUCACCAUGGAAAUAUCCAUCUUCAGCUUCUUCAUGAUCGUCUACACCUUUGCCAUCAAUAGAUACAUGCCCUUCAUCCUGUGGCCUAUUGCUGACCUCCUCAACGACCUGAUCGCCUUUGCCUUCCUCGUGGGAGCCGUGGUCUUCGCCGUGAGAAUCCGGUCAUCCCUGCCCACGGUCUACUUGAUUGGUCUGGAAAGGAAAAGCCACCUGACCAGGCUCAGGGACCAGAAGCAGACAAGGGCAAGGCAGCGCCACCAGCAGCAGCACCAGCCCCGGCAGCAGCACCAGCCAAAGGAAAGGGGAAGUGACUUGGAGAAGGCUCUCCUCGUCAGAAAUGGCAGCGUGUUUUACAGCAAACCGCUAUCUCCCCGUCUCCUUUCCAGAAUGGUUUUCUUUUUCCAUUUUAAUAACCAUCUGUGCUUGGAAAAGAAAUGUCUCUGUAAAUCGAUUUUAAAGGUGAAAGUUGCUGUAAACAUUAUUUUGUUCAUUCAACAAAAGUUACCGAAAGUCACGGUGCAGAGGGCAGUAGGGCCCGGGAGCAGGGCUGUCUGGAGGCCUGAGGGAACAGAGGUGUGGGUGACACUGGCUGCCAACACUGACCAGCCAGAGUGGCCCGGGAGACAUGAGAACCUGGAAGGCAAAAGGAUGCAUUUUUGUUCACAUUAG